Messenger RNA from Cydia amplana, 403 nucleotides. RefSeq lists its product as uncharacterized. The record is from RefSeq and is a predicted model, not a curated record. Bases 69 to 392 code for a protein of 107 amino acids. NCBI's taxonomy places the organism in Eukaryota, Metazoa, Arthropoda, Insecta, Lepidoptera, Tortricidae. The transcript has 2 exons.
CUCGAGCAAACACUGCCGUUACAAAUAAUAUCUCUUAUCAGUAGUUGACGGAAAGCACCAUUGUUCACAUGGGACUUUACUUUUACUGUUUACUAGUCCUCACAUGGACGAUGGCCUAUUCUAAAGUGCCGUUAUAUUUGAAAGAUCUAAAUGUUAACCCUGGGUAUAAAUCAGAAUGGAAACCGAACAUCGGCCAAAGGAACCCGACAGGCAUAGAAUUCGGAGAGAUCUCGCGAGGCUCGCUGCUGAAGAUACUGGCGGAGUUUACGCAGAACGUGGAGCAGCGGCUGCGCCCGCGCCAGCAGAGCGCGCGCUUCGACGCGCACUUCGCCAACAACAAGUACACCCGGCCCUACAUCUACCCGAGGUUCGGCAGGAACAACGUAAACUAGCACUUCAUAUC